AUGGUGAAUUUUAAUAAUUUUAUAAAUAAAUGUAUUUGUGUAUUCUUUUCAAAUAUUCCCAAGACUUUUUAUGGGAAAGAAAAAAUCAAAUUAUAUAGGGAAAUUAUAGAUAAUGCCAAAAACUCUAAAAUAAUUAAUUUUCCUAUAGACAAAGAUUCAGUUAAUUUUUUCUAUAUUUCAAAUGAAAUUAAUAAGCUUCUUAAUAUAAAAAAUAAAAUAAUUAAUGAUAAUAUUCAAAAAAAAAUAAUUGUUGAAAAAUGUUUUAAUCUAUAUUAUCUAUUAGCUACACACACAAAAUUAAAAAAGGAAACAUUUUAUAAAAAAAGAAUAUUGGAAUGUAUUGAAGAAAAUAUUUCUAAAUAUAUAUAUAAUAAUAAGGAUCAGAAACUUGAUGAAAAAAAUAUUCCAUAUAGUAUACGCAUAAGAAAUAAUAAAUCGGUGGGGAACUUAUUUAAUGAACUGAAAGAAGAUUGCUCAAAAUAUUUGAAAAAAAUUAACAACAUUAAAGUUAGGCAUUUAAUAAUAGACAAGAACGAAAUAAAAAUAGACGACGGAUGGAAGAAAAGCCAUGAGUACACUUUUAAUAAAAAUAAAUUGAAAAUUCCAAUCAGUAAGUAUAAUUAUGAAUAUAUUUUAAAUGGGCUUGAAGAAUCUGAGUCUCGAAAAAAAGUACUAGACUUACUUAACAGUCCAUAUAAAAAUUUAAAUUUAAAUAGUGAUGUAAUAAAUAUACUAAAAAAAAGAUAUGAUUUAGCUAAUAAAUUGGGGUAUAAAAAUUGGGGACAUUAUUCUAUAUCACAAUUUACAAUGGAAAAAAAUAAUUAUGAAAAUAUAGAAAAGUUUCUUAACAUAAUUAAAGAAAAGAUCGAAAAAGAUUAUGAUAAAAUAAUUUAUGAUAUAUUAAAAAUAAGCAAUUUUAGUAAAUUUAACAAUAAAAAUAAUAAAAAAAAUUAUUGGGAAAAUAAUACACACAAACUAGCCAUUUAUGAUUGGAGUUUUUAUUAUAAUAAAAUUAUGAACAAGUCAGAUGAAUAUUUGAUAAAUAGCUAUUUUCCACAAAAUGUUGUUUUAAAAAAUUUUAUGGAAAUUAUUUCAAGAAUAUAUAAUUUUUUUUAUGAAGAAAUUAAAGAUGGAGAAAUAAAAAAAAAAUGGCCAAAAGAUAGUAUAAUAUAUAAAAUAGAACGUUACCAAACUAAUGUGAAAAAAGGGAAUACACAAAAUUAUAACGAUAAAAAUAUGUCUAAUAAUUCAUUUUUAGGAUAUAUAUAUAUAAUUCCAUAUAUGGACAUAAGUUUUAAAGACUAUUUUAGGGUCCCUUCAAUGAGUUCUUUACCAAAUACAUGUUUAAUAAGUCCAGGACAUGUAUUGAUAGAUUAUAAAUUUAUUAGAACAGUACCUAUUAAAAAUAAAUUAUUUAGUUCAUCUGAAAUUUUAACAUUAUUUCAUGAAUUUGGUCAUGCAUAUCAUUUAUUAUUGUUGUCAAAUAAUUUGAGUUUAUCAAAUUUAUUUAAUAUUCCCUUAGAUUAUGCUGAAUUUUUUUCGCAUAUAAAUGAGCAUAUAGCUAAUAAUUAUGAUAUAAUUAGUAGUAUGUCUAAUAAAAUUGAUAAUAAUUUAAAAAUAAGUGAAAAUCUAUUUAAAACAAUUAAAUUUGAUUGUUCAAGAUAUGCUAAUAUAUAUUCACAAUCUAUUAUAGAUUAUGUUAUACAUAACCUUAAUCCACAUUUGUUUUUUUCAAACACAACUAAUAGUUCUGAAAAUAAGAUAGAGAAUGAAGAAGAUAAUCUAUGCAAUUUUUAUGAAAUAAUUGAAAAAUAUUUCCCUUAUAAAUUUUGUUCCUCUUAUUCAGUACAUUCUACUAGUUUUCCAUAUCAUUUUUCAAGUUGUUAUUCUGGGGCUGUUUUAAGUUAUUUAUUUGCAGAGACACGAGUUCUUUUAAAUGUUUCAACAGAUCAAAUUAAUUUAAAAAAAAAUAAUACCCUAACUUCUUUUCAGAAAAAGUUUUAUGAUAUAAUUCUUAACGACUUUAAAACAGACAAUUAUCCUUCUGUUAUAAAUAGUUUAAUAAAUUCGAAGAAAAAUGGAAAAAUUUUUAAGUAG
Molecule: messenger RNA, 2097 nt
Organism: Plasmodium vinckei vinckei
Lineage: Eukaryota; Apicomplexa; Aconoidasida; Haemosporida; Plasmodiidae
Product: peptidase, putative
Exons: 2
Coding region: 1-2097 (698 amino acids)
Biological process (GO): proteolysis; peptide metabolic process
Cellular component (GO): mitochondrion
Molecular function (GO): metalloendopeptidase activity
Source: RefSeq, a predicted model, not a curated record